CAAGUCCUUCCUCUCUGAUCAGAACACAGAUCAUUAUCUGCAGCUCAGGUCUCUGCAGAGAACAUGGAGAUUAUACUCUUUCUUCUACUGUGUCAGCUUUUCAGCACCAGUGGAAUAAGCAGACUGGGCGGAUCAAAGAGAGAAAAAAAUCCAACUGACAAAGCAAUAAUAACUCAAUCUCACGGGCAGACAGAAAGCAAAUCUGUAAAAAAUAAUUGUGCGAACCUCUUUCACCCCUUGUGGAACAAUAAUUAUCACGUGUGCAAUUCCAACAGCUCCUGUGGAUUAAAUAGAAAAAGAAUAAAUCUGAUGAUUUGGGUUCCUUAUUCAAUAAGUAAACAUAAUGACAAAUACUUUAAAAAGUGCAAGGACUACCUUAAAUGCCUAUCAACCAAAAAGGAAAAUAGCAAUCAACGUGAAAAUAGAACCUUGUCGGUUACCAGCAGCUACACAAUACAGAAACUUAAUACUACAAGUUGGGUGCAAAUUAAUUGCUCUCAAAAUCAUUCGACACAUCAUGCAAGAAAGGCUGUGGAUAUUGAACUGUUUGUACAAUGUCCCUUCAACAUUAGAAUUCAAGGCUGCCCCCACAAUGCAAAGAAAGUUAAGAGGAUGGAAAGGAAUAACUGUACCAUUUCCUUCAAAGACAAUGAAGAUAUGAAAAACAUUACAUUCAUUAUAACUGGUUCUGUGAACAAGAUAAACUUACGCUGUUUAAAGGAAAAUGACACACUUCCAAGAGGCACUGAACUAAUGGAAAAUCAACUCAAAUUCAAAGGACCCAUGAAGAAAAAUUACACAGGAAUGUACUUAUGUGUGGCUUCUUAUCAACACUGUCAAACUCCAAUUUGGUGGGAAAUUAAAAUUACUUCAGAUGAAUGGACUUCUACAAAUAUUGUGUUAAUCACAAUAUGUUUGGUGCUCCUGGCAAGUGCAUUCACUUACUACAUUUUUAGAUGGCGAAGAAGAAAACAAUUAAUUGUUAUUCCCCAGCAAUAUUCAAUACAAAACCCUGGAUACCAGAAUUCUAGAGUAGAUAUUGAUGGCAUGCAAGCACCACAGCAUUGCAGAGAAGGUGUGAUUUCCAUUGAUCAACCAAAGGAUUCCAGAGAAGCUGCUGAUUUUAUAAAGACAACCCUGGACUUCAAGGGAGAUGCCAGUAGUUGCAAUGUAUCUCAUACAGAAAAUGUCAAUCCACCUGAAGUUUCUCAGCAAACUACUGAUUAUCACAAAUUUGACACAUACUCUGGGACUUAAUCCAAUACUAACAAAGAGGUCUAAUUUGCGAUAAUCACAAACCAGAUUUAUUUCAUAAAUUGCAAUUUCUGGUCUGUGAGAUUCACAGCGCAAUCUGAAGUCCCCAAAGUAUGAAUCACAAGUUGUAAAGUGUGAAAAAAGGCAUGCAAUACAGAUGGGAAACACAUGGCUGUUUUGCUCAUGACCUUUUAUUUGAUUGAUUCCAAAGCAAGCAUUUACAGGCCAACCCUGUUAUGACACGGUGGUUUGGGGCCAUUAACUUAGACCCUGAAUUUUAACUGGGCACUGUAACCAUAGCUGCCAUUGAACACAUUUGGGGAAUCAGACUGCUGCUCACAUCACUUCCUGUGCCUAGUGCGCUCACAUUGCGCACUGGAAAUCAUAUCAAUAAUGCUUGCUAUUCAUAAAGCCAGGCAGUCAGAGUCAGAAUGUAGAUGUAUAUAGUACUUUUGGUAUUCAGUCCAUAAGACAACCUAUGGUGCAACUGCUCUAUAAGAAGAUCACAAUGAUUUAUAAUUGGAUUUUUCUGUAUUUCAGCAUUAGUAAAUACUCAUUCUUAAGAUAAGAAGACCCCACAACAGUUGUUUAGUUUUCAACCACAUUGCAAUGGGCAAAGCUUGCAGUUUAGAAUGAUAUUAGAUUAGAUGCAAUACUGAUGAUAGAAUUUUAUAUAUCUGGUGGCUUUAUAUGCAAAACAUUCUUAACAGCUUAUACUGUAUUGGAUUUUAUGAGAAAAUAAA
This is a messenger RNA of Callorhinchus milii (elephant shark), 1997 nucleotides long. RefSeq lists its product as uncharacterized. The record is from RefSeq and is a predicted model, not a curated record. The transcript has 8 exons. The coding region runs from base 64 to 1257 and encodes 397 amino acids. Lineage: Eukaryota; Metazoa; Chordata; Chondrichthyes; Chimaeriformes; Callorhinchidae.